Molecule: messenger RNA, 1212 nt
Organism: Hibiscus syriacus
Lineage: Eukaryota; Viridiplantae; Streptophyta; Magnoliopsida; Malvales; Malvaceae
Product: eugenol synthase 1-like
Exons: 5
Coding region: 1-1128 (375 amino acids)
Molecular function (GO): oxidoreductase activity
Source: RefSeq, a predicted model, not a curated record
AUGAGUUGGAUUUGGACUCUAACAUCUAAAUAUUAUUUAUGCCAUGCUAUCCUUAUCAUUUCCCAUCCUUCACUUUCAUCCAUAAAUAAUGCUCCCUUUCACUUAUCAUCACUUGACCGGCUCGAGUUUCUGUUGCUGAAGAAUUCUUUGAUAGCCGAAAAGAGCAAAGUUUUAAUCAUUGGAGGCACCGGAUACAUCGGGAAAUUCAUAGUUGAAGCCAGUGCAAAAGAGGGUCAUCCCACUUUUGCUUUAGUAAGAGAGAGUUCCGUUUCAGAUCCUGUUAAAGGAAAGCUUGUUGACAACUUCAACAACUUAGGGGUCCAACUGUUGUACGGGGAUCUCCACGAUCAUGAGAGUUUGGUUAAGGCUAUAAAGCAAGUUGAUGUGGUGAUAUCUGCUGUGGGUGAAAUGCAAUUGAAAGAUGAAGCUAAGAUCAUUUUUGCCAUUAAAGAAGCUGGGAAUGUCAAGGUUAGUGUUGCCCACUUAGCUGGGAUUAUUAGUAAGAUUAUUAUAAUGUAUAGAUUUUUCCCUUCGAAUUUCGGAAACGAUGUUGACAGGGUUCAUGCCAUUGAACCGGCAAAAACAGCAUUUGCUACAAAGGCUCAAAUCCGUCGUGUUAUUGAGGCAGAGGGAAUCCUUUACACUUAUGUGGUCAGUAACUGCUUUGCAGGUUAUUUUCUUACCGGUUUAGCACAGCCAGGAGCCACUGUUCCCCCACGAGACAAGGUGGUUAUCCCGGGUGAUGGAUAUCCUAAAGCUGUUUUCAACUACGAAGGUGAUAUCGGCACAUACACAAUCAAAGCUGUUGAUGACCCCAGAACAUUAAACAAGAUCCUAUAUAUUAAGCCUCCUAAAAACACCUACUCAUUCAAUGAGCUUGUUGCUUUGUGGGAGAAAAUGAUUGGCAAAACACUCGAGAAAACUUAUGUUCCUGAAGACCAAUUUGUCAAACAGAUUCAAGAGGCUCCAUUUCCGAACAAUGUUUUAUUGGCAAUCGAACAUUCCGUCUUUGUGAAGGGUGAUCAAACCAACUUUGAGAUCGAACCGUCAUUCGGAGUCGAAGCUUCCGAGCUUUACCCCGAUGUGAAAUAUACAACCGUGGAGGAAUAUCUCAGCCGUUUUAUUUGAGAAAGAAAUUGAAUCAUUACUCUGUCAUUAAAUAAUACCAUAAAUAAUUGUAAGUUUCUUGCUAUCAUCACAACAGAAUGUGAA